AAUGGAGAGUCGGUUCGAGGUGACGUUGGAAUCUCGCACCACACACGAUUCACUUAUCCUUCGGACGAAGAAUCGCUCGGUGAUCACUCAUUGGCCACGUACAGUCCAAAAACCAGAGAGGGAAGUUUUGAUUUCGGUGUUUUUAAUCCUCAUGCGGACUUUCUAACAACCAUUUUUGUGUGCGCUAAUUUUGAAUUUUCGCUAUGGAUUGGAUUUACGUGGUGGUAUUUUGUACAGCAUUUAUAACUUGCUUCAAAGGAACCUAUGCAAUUAGUUUAAAUCCUUUCAACGCUUUCUCAGAUUUGAACUAUGAACCAAAUGCAGACUUCAGCGUCAACCAAGGUAUGUACAUUCCCAACAUGCCAGUCGCUUCUAUUUAUCCACUCAUGAACGAAGAAAGUUACAAUGGCGUCAUCGGACUUCCAUCACUCAAGUCUCCCUCGAUCCCUUUCAUAAACCCCUUAUCAUCAGCGUUACAGCAAGUUCCCGGUGGCAGAACCAACAAAAUGGUCUUAAUAACUAAACCAAAAAGUUCAAGGAAUGGCCCACGCUAUCCUCCUGAUCAUCCGCAGCAACAAAUCGGUGGACCUCCGAAGUCUCGAGGAGUAACACUGGAUAUAAGAGGAGGUGGAUAUAAACUGGAGCAUCAUCAGAACGGGAAACCUUACAAACCUCCCAGCACAGAAAGCUCCUUUCGAAGUACGCAAACGCAAAAUAGUGGACGAAAUGUUGGAGGAGCACCUAAUAGACCAAACAAUGGCCCAAAUAGAAAUAGGCUACCUAAUCAGCGUCCAAGGGGUCCCAAUAUGAAGAAUCCACACUACAAUAUGAAUUUUGAAACUUCAUUACCUUCUAUGCCACCCAACGUAGAGUUUGUGAAUCCUGAAAAUGUUUUGCCACUUCAUCCCAACAUUUACAAGCAUUUUUUGCAGCAAAACAAACAAUUGGGCCUCUAUUUCAAAAAUUUUAAUAAUCAGAACCUUUUUUCGGGAAAUUCACCAACUAGAGGCAGGUUUGCAAACAGUGGAUCUUUCCCAGGUAACACUUUUAACCCCUUAAAAGUUGCAGCUUCAAAAUUAGUUAGAAACAGAGGCAACAAUAUGAAUUCUCACAUCGGGGCUUUAUCUCAGUUUUCCAAUUUUCCAUCGAGUUUUCAAAUUCCUGGAGCACAAUUAUCCGCUAGUCAUUUAACUUCUCAGUUUGGAUCAUUACAACAACAUACUCCAGACAAGCUUAUUGUUCAACAGUAUGAGGCUGAUUUAUUCAAUCAAGACCCUCACUUCUAUGCAGCUUUAGCUCAAACUCCUGAAGGAAGAGCUGUUUUAAGUCAAAUGCAACAGCAGCAGCCGAUACCUGCGAUAAAACCUAACGCUCAGACUAAUCCUUCAUUUUCAAGUAAUGCAGCUAAGCAAUCUCAUAACAAUUUAAAAUCUUCUGCCACAUCUAAUAACGGAUUUUCAGGCUAUACAAGUGCUACAGGUUCACAAACUGAAAGUUUUCCAGCAUCAUAUGCAACAAACUACGACAAUAACCAGGGACCAAAAAAUAUAGCUACUACCAAUAAUGCUGCCGCACAUCAAAAAACAGCUGAUGCCUUAGCGGAAUAUCAGCAAAUGAUGCUUUAUUAUCAACAGCAGCAACAACAUCAACAGCAGCAACAACAACUGCAACAACAGCAGCAACUCCAUCAACAACAGCUUCAACAACAGCAACAGUUGCAGAAGCAACAUCAGUUACAACAACAGUUAUCUACUAAGCAGUAUUCUUCUUCCGCUGCUCAAGCUGCUGAACUGCCAUUCAGAAAUCCCUCUCAUCAGUCAUCAUCGUCAUCAUCAUCAUCCAGACCAAGUUAUUCCACUAACCAGCAAAGUUAUCCAGACUCACAAAAUGCUCUAUAUUCGCCAUACCAAUACGGCCAAGAUUCAUCUUACCAAGUUGAUGUGCAUCAAACUUCAGCAGCUCCACAAGCUUUUUCAUACCCGAAAAGCACAGUUCCUCCCUAUGAAGCAACAGGAUAUACCAGUUCCUAUCAAGCAAGUCAGAAGCAAGUGAACAGCCAAAUUCCAAAUGCCCCUGCAAUUGACCAAACGUCUUUCACCUUGCCACCUUUCUCUCCUGUAGAUCCACAUACUGCGCCGGAAAACAAUAAUAAUGCACUACAUGAUUACUACAGUUAUCAAACAACUCAAGUACGAGAUAAGGUUCCUUCUCAUUCCACUGCUCAUUAUACGCAACACCCUGCUUAUGACACCCAUUCAUCUUCUGCUUUACAUGAAAUCUCACCAUACCAGUCUGAGGAUGCAAAGGUUCCUGAUUACUCCUCAUCGAUUCAGUCAAAAACGCAUAACACAGGACUGCCUUCGGGAUACCUGACGCCUGAGCAGCUCUACGCUCCUCAAAAAACAGGCUUGCAAAGCGAAGCAAAAUUUGGUUAUCCAUCAGCCUAUGCUUCUACAAAUCAUCAUAGACAAGUUACUGCCGUACCUCAAGAAUCUACAGCAUCAGAAGCCACAGAAUCUACGCAAGAUGAAAAACGUGAAGGCAGCGAAAGGGCAGCUCUUCACCUACCAGAGGAUUUGUCUAUAUACGUGGCCAAACAAACGGAGAAUCCUUACGUAUACGAAUACACAGAAGCAUAUGAUCCUUUUUUCUUUCCCGAGAUAGAUAUUUCUGAAAACCAGGCAGUGAAGCAAUCAGAAGAAAGCAGCAGUAUCGCUGAAGAUGAAUCAGACGAAACGUAUCACGCAAGAAUCAAAGAUUUACAAAAGCUUCUUACGAAGACGCCUAAGAAUGGUACUACAGCGACGACAAAAUCCAUCUCAUUCACAACAAAAGCACCAAAGACUACAGCUUCCCCGAAAAAAACUACACCAGAAGAACUAAAAAACCACAGAACUACUCCAUCUUACAUAUUUCAGUACUCUCCCGUUGACAAAUCGAGCGCAAAGAGCUCUCCAACAUGGCAGGCUUGGAAACCAAAUGCCACUCGCUACCAUCUUCCAGUAACUGAAACCAAGACUCAAAGCAAGUUAGAAACAACUUCUACAACUGCAUCAACGCUGACAGUUACAACAACCCCAAAACCAACUUCUGCUGUUCCUUCUAUAAUGACUACUAGCAAAUCUCACUAUCACGACAUUGAGACACCUGUCUGUGCAAGGAAUAACAACCUGACUUACUGUUUACAAGACCCAGAGUAUCCAAAAGAGCAAAUCAAAGACGCAAUCGAAAGAAAUAGGCAUCCUUUAGAUCAUUUCUUGGUGGACAUAAGCGCCUCAUCCAACCUAGUCGACGACAGCCUCAAUAAAGUGCUUGAGAAUUCAGCACCACUUCAAUCUACUGCCGUUUCUUACUCUUUCGAGGGUAAAGUCAUUGCUCCAACACAGAACGAGGCCAGCAAUUCUACUGGUUGCUCCUCUAAUGUGUAUUAUGCCAAGCCACUCAGAGCUAUCAACACUGCAGGGCAAUGGAAAAUUAUUGUGAACGUUGAAUUUGAAGAAACGGGAGCCAACUAUACCCAGACAGUUCGCAUUGAAGAGUGCGAGCAAAACUCUGGUUACGUAGCUACUUGUGGAACGGAAACCAUAUCCGCCUGUCUACAACAGUACAAACUCUACAGAUUGCUGGCCUGGGAAGCCCACAGAGGGUUUUACAUUGAUGCCUUCCUGCUACCCAUUUCUUGCUUCUGCGGUAGCCAACAGAACAGAAGAAGAUAGUAGCGGUUAAAUAACUAUGUGAUUACGUGUAACAUACCUAGUAAAUGCAGGUGAUUUCAGAAACGAGGGCAAUUUUAACUUCCUGAAUGAUUUUGCGUAGAUCUCAAUAACAAAACACACAAAGAAUCAGGUUCAAAGUCACGUGUAUUAAAUAUCAUUUAGGAACUUCCUAAAACAUUUUAUGAAUAAUUUUUGUAUAUAUUUUGAGAGCAGAUGUAAUAAGCUAUUAGAAUGUGGUGCCAAAAUCUUUAAAAACUCAGGUAUCACUCAACAUCAAGUUAACUGACAAUUGCUUAAAUCAGUAUCGAUAACCGUUUUUAAACAUCACCUAAAGCAUUUUUUUAAUAAAUUAACAGUGAAAAAUGAAGCAAAAGAUUUACAUAACUGGGUGGAAUUAUUUUUUAAAAUGAUGUGUUGAACGCAGUCACAUAUUGUAUUUAUUUAAUUUUUUUUAUAAUAACAUCCGUUGGUUGAUAUGAAAAAAAUACCAACUAAAUAUAUGACUUUAUAGUAAUUACACUUCCACACCAAACACUGUUAGUUUAGUAUUUAUCUGUUUAACUUUUGAAUUACACGUUAGAGAGCUGAGUGUGUUUUGCUAUUUUGUGAUUUGCAAAAUCACCAUAAAUAAUAUAAUUCCGACUCGAUAUGCAGUCUUUAGUUGUAUAGGUAAAACGUGUUAUAUUUACUCUGGUAAAACGUUCAUUGUGAUUAUAGAAUACAAUGGUUGGUUUCAUUGUUUGUUAAACAAGUGUGUCCUAUUUGCACACCACUUAACAAUCACCGUCUCUACUUAGAUCAUCUUAUAUGUAUUCACAAGUGAGCUGGUUACUCAACCAAAUUCAGUGUUAAAGUUUUAGCAUCUUUCAUUUGGAACUUUUAAUAUAUUUAUUCAUAAAAUUUCAUCCGAUUUUUGUUGAUGUUUCCAGAAGUGUAGCGAAGAAAGGAAUGGUACUGGAAUUGCUUUAUUAUUACUUUGAAUAGAAAAUACGACGCUUCAAAAAAUACUUUUUUAAUUUUAUUCCGCAUUGUUAAAUUAUAGGUGGAAUAAACUUCAUAUCGAUACAUACAUGGAAUGCAUUGCCAAAAUACAAAAGAAACUAAAAAACAGCUGAGGCUAAUCUCAGAUUCCGUAAUUGCCCAGAAAAGUUCAGCAUAAUUACUUUGUUAAAAAAGAUGAAAGUACAAUUAUAUUUAUUUUCUCUUGCAUAACAUUUUUGUUUCCUCUAUGCAAAAAAGGCCUAAAGAUUCAUAUAAUGCAGAAUUCAUUGCAAUAGAUGGUCACAAAUACAUGAAUCUUUGGCUACAUGAAGCCAUAUCGCAUUAAAGGGUUUAAUAAACUUUUGAGUAGUUUGAUACCUUCUAAAUAUUUUAAAAAAAUGAAACAAAAAAUUUAGAACAAAAUUUUAAAAUAAAACAAACUAAUAACAUUAGUUGAGCGCGGACUAAUUAAAUACUGUUGCAAUCAAAUAAAGCAAAUAAAAACUAUUUCAUAAUGAAACAAAAAUUCCUUUUUGAGAAAUACAAUUUUUUUUUAAAUUAUUAAUGUAAAUUAAGAACAUUACAUAGAAAAUUUGAAUUCUUCUUUUACAUUAACUCACAAAUGAAAUUUAAAUAUUCCAAUAAACACAAAUAAUUAUGUAAUUUUCUUUUUUAAUUACAAUCAGCUCUUUUCAGUUUAGCGCUAAAAAGAAUACUUUCUUUUAAAUAAAUGUAUAUGUAUUGCAUACGUUUUUAUGAAAUGUUUUGCUGACUUGAAAGGAGGUAAUUUUAGCAUCAAAAUAAAAAAAAAAAGAAAUGUUUACAAAGGGGUAAUUGCUAUUAAAGUAAGUGCAAGUGAUAUUUUUUUUUUUUUUAAUUUUCAUAUGAUAAAUAAACAAACUCUUUAACAAACUAACGGCCAAAAUUUUCAGCUGUAUAUAGAAUGUUUUCUUUCAAGAAAAAUGUUAACUUGUUUAUAUUGUAGUUUGUAUAUUUGCUGUAGCAGAGCUAUGGAAAUAAAAUAUGUGAAUUUA
Stegodyphus dumicola is the source of this 5731-nucleotide messenger RNA. RefSeq lists its product as uncharacterized. Gene Ontology annotation, cellular component: extracellular region. Gene Ontology annotation, molecular function: growth factor activity; Toll binding. Lineage: Eukaryota; Metazoa; Arthropoda; Arachnida; Araneae; Eresidae. The record is from RefSeq and is a predicted model, not a curated record. Gene Ontology annotation, biological process: central nervous system formation; innate immune response.